AUGGGUAACAACAAGAAGCUCAGCGCCUAUUAUGCGCCUACGGGCGGCUUGCCGCCACAGACACAGAUCCUCACCGACCGUGCUAUGUUCACCGAAGCCUAUGCGGUAAUUCCAAAGGGCACAUUCAGCGACAUCGUGACGAGUUUCCUGCCGUUCUGGGAUAAGACGAGGUUGUGGGUGAUUGCCCGUCCGUUAUCGGGCUUCGCCGAAACAUUCUCGCAAUACAUCAUGGAGGUGCAACCCGGGGGCGGCAGCGAUCGCGGUGAAACGGAUGACAGUGCGCAGGGGGUGGUGUUUGUCGUCAAGGGCGAAGUGACAAUCACCUUAGGAUCAGAGAAACACACACUUUCCGAGGGCGGCUAUGCCUACCUACCACCGAAGAGCGGGUGGUCCCUCCGUAACACUGGUGCAACCACCGCCUCUUUCCAUUGGAUUCGCAAGGCCUACGAAUCUGUGGAGGGAAUCGAUCAACCUACGCCGCUUUUCCUUAACGAAAAGGAUGUUCCACCUACAUAUAUGCCAAACACCAACAAUGCUUGGGCUACCACACGAUUUGUCGACCCGAACGAUCUGCGCCACGACAUGCAUGUUACCAUUGUUACCUUUGAGCCCGGGGGAGUCAUCCCAUUUGCGGAAACCCAUGUCAUGGAGCACGGCCUUUACGUUUUAGAGGGUAAAGCUGUGUACAGGCUCAAUCAGGACUGGGUGGAGGUGGAAGCUGGCGACUUCAUGUGGUUGCGUGCCUUCUGCCCUCAGGCCUGUUACGCCGGCGGCCCUGGGAAAUUCCGUUACCUGCUCUACAAGGACGUAAACCGCCAGAUGAAGCUAUCAGCGAAAUUGUAA
This is a messenger RNA of Pseudogymnoascus verrucosus, 843 nucleotides long. RefSeq lists its product as uncharacterized. The record is from RefSeq and is a predicted model, not a curated record. NCBI's taxonomy places the organism in Eukaryota, Fungi, Ascomycota, Leotiomycetes, Thelebolales, Thelebolaceae. The transcript has a single exon. Gene Ontology annotation, molecular function: ureidoglycine aminohydrolase activity. Bases 1 to 843 code for a protein of 280 amino acids.